GAUGCUCCACUGCGUUUCCUGCCCCAGUCAGAGCUCGGCGUCCGGAGCCGGUGCUGCACUCCACAGCCUCGCAGCCCAAACCACAGCCGGGCAGGGAGCGCCCGAGAGCGGCCGUCAGACAUGAAGGGAGCGCUCGGGAUUACUCUCUGGAUCUAUGUGGGAGCGCUCUGGCCACCAGACGCUGCCCGGCCCGCCCAGUAUUUCUGGCAUUUUCUGUUUUUAUAAAGAGCAAUAGUUGCCUGAGUAUAAAGCGCAAGAAAUGGGUGAGUAUAAAAGGUCUGAUAAGAGGUUCCUCCAUGACAGCUCCCACCAUCGUCAACGUCACCGGGACGGAGUACUCCAUCACUGCAGGGGGCGCUCUCUCCAUCACGUGCAGGGGUCAGAGUUCCCUGGGCUGGUCGUGUCCGGGGAAGGUGAGCGUGGAAGAAGACAGCAAGUCGCCGCUGUUCAGGCCGGAGGAGGCGGGAGGGAGGAGCGUGAGUGUCAAGGAUUGCAAGGGUUCCCCUGCACAGCAGUACUGCAAGACCUUGGUGCUAACGAGGGCGAGAGCCAGCGACACCGGGUACUACCGCUGCCAUUACCACUUCGCCGGACCGAUAGUGGACGGGGUGAAUGCGAUCAGCGUGUACAUCUUUGUGAAAGAUCUCCAGAGCCCGUUCCUCAGCACGUCGCCCAACGGCACCCUACAGCCUCAGGUUCUGAUUGUGAACAGCUCGCUGGUCACGGUGCCCUGCUUGGUGACCAUCCCAUCCCUCAACGUCACUCUGCGAGAGGAUCCGACAUCUGUCAUCUAUCCCGAUGGAGUCAAUGUCUUCUGGGACAACAGGAAGGGGAUGAUCAUUCCUAGGCAGAGGCUUGAUAACCUGCUGUACGUGACCUGCGAGACUGUCGUUGGUGCCAGAGUCUUCUCAUCUGCACUUUACAUCAUCCAAGCCUUCGGACGGAAGAUCUACAACAUCAUCCUGACCGUGGAUCGGCCGCACCUGCUCGUCGGGGAACGGCUGGUCCUCAACUGCACUGUGGAGGCAGAGUUCAACGUGGCUGUGCACUUUGACUGGGCAAUGCCGCGGGAUGGGAUUGUCAAAGGUGACCCAUCGGUGGUGAGAAGGAACCACAAACGAACGCUGGAGACCGGCGUGGAGCUGAGCAGCAGCCUGACCCUCUACAACGUGUCCAUGGCGGACCGAGGCAUUUACACCUGCAAGGCGGACAACAGCUUUGUUGUGGAGGAGCGCACCAUAGAGGUGGUGGUGCACGAGAGGCCCUUCAUCGUGCUCGAGUACAGCAGUGGGCCGGUGGUGCAGGCCAGGCUGGGCCAGAGGGGCCUGGUGCUGAGGGCAGGUGUUCGAGCCUACCCUCCAGCAGUCUUCCAGUGGUUGAAGGAUGGGCAGCCGGUGCGGAGCGGGGGGCAGGGGAAGCCGAGCUUGGACAUCGGUGAGGUGACGGAGCAGGUCGCUGGGGUCUACACCCUGCUGGCCCGCAACCCCCGGAACCACUUGCAGGAGGAGCUGCAGAUACGGCUCGUUGUCAAUGUGCCACCUCAGAUCCACGAGAAGGAGGUGGCGUCUCCCACCAACAUCUACCCCAAGGGAAGCCGCCAGACCCUGACCUGCACCGUCUAUGGAGUCCCCACCCCCCCGCGGGUGUUGUGGCAGUGGAGACCCUGGGGACCGUGUGGCCUCAAGUCCCACCGCAGUCUGGGUCGCCGGGACACAGCGCCACGCCACGCCCAGGAUCGAACCCACGACUGCCAGGACUGGAGAAACAUCUCGGCUGGAAGAAUGGUCAACAACAUCGAGAGCAUUGAGACCAGCACCGAAAUGCUGGAGGGAAGGAACAAGACAGUCAGCAAGCUGGUCAUCCUCGCUGCCAACAUCUCCGUCAUGUACAAGUGUUCCGCGUUCAACAAGGUCGGCCACGACGAUCGAGUCAUCUACUUCUAUGUGACCAGUAUCCCGGAGGGCUUUGGCAUCGAGCUGCAGCCGUCGGAGGCUCCAGUGGAGGGGCAGCGGGUGCAGUUGCGAUGCAGUGCAGACAACUACACCUACGAGAACGUGCAGUGGUACCGGCUGCUGCCCAGCGCACUGGAGGGUGAGCUGGGGGACCCGCCCGUGCUGGAGUGCAGGAACAUGCACCGCUACGCACGCAGGCUGCCGGCGCAGGUGACGACCGACCCACGGGUCCGGGGACUGGCGUUGGAGCUGCACAUCAACAGCAUUGCCCACAGCGACGAGGGCGACUACGUGUGUGAGGUGCAGAACCGCAAGACUGGCGAGAAACAUUGUCACCGCAAAUACCUGCUGGUGAGAGCUCAGGAGAGGCCGGGACUUCUGGACAAUCUCACCGACCUCUCCAUCAACGUCAGUGCCUCCAUGGAGAUGAGGUGUCGGGUCACCGGUUCUCCACUCCCCUCCGUCGCUUGGUUCAAGGAUGACAAGAGACUCCACCAGAUCUCAGGGGUGGUCUUCAGCGAGCUGAAUCAGACUCUGACGGUGCAGCGGGUACAGAUAGAGGAUGCGGGGGUGUACCGCUGCAUUGCAUGCAACUCCAAGGGCUGCAUCAACUCCAGCGCCGUCGUCACUGUGGAAGGAGCUGACGACAAAUCGAACAUCGAAGUGGUGAUCCUGGUGGGGACGGGCGUGAUUGCCAUCUUCUUCUGGAUUCUCCUCAUCCUCAUCUUCUGUAACGUCAAGCGAGUGAGAUUCCUGGGGACCAGCCCAGCUGAUAUCAAAACCGGAUACCUGUCCAUAAUCGUGGACCCAGAUGAAAUCCCUUUGGACGAGCAGAGUGAAUACCUACCCUACGAUUCCACCAAGUGGGAGUUUCCUCGGGCCAGGCUGCGACUGGGAAAGAUCCUGGGUCACGGCGCCUUCGGGAAGGUGGUGGAAGCCUCGGCAUUCGGGAUCGACAAGAGCAGCAGCUGCAGGACUGUAGCAGUGAAGAUGUUGAAAAAUGGAGCCACAGCCAACGAACACAAGGCACUGAUGUCUGAACUCAAGAUUCUCAUUCACAUCGGGAACCAUCUCAAUGUCGUUAACCUCCUGGGGGCCUGCACCAAAGCAAAUGGUCCGCUGAUGGUGAUCGUGGAGUAUUGUAGAUACGGAAACCUCUCCAACUACCUGAGGAACAAGCGGGAAGAUUUCAUCCCCUGCAGGGAGCGGGUGCCGAUGGUGAGGAGCCAGAUGAUCUCCAUGGUGGAGGUGGUGAAGGGUCUGGAGAACCGGGGCCAGGUCGGUUCCGGCGAAAGCCCGGUCUGCAUUCGAACGGCCAUGGAGAAGAUGCUGAGUCACACCAGGGACCUGGUGGAAGAUGGAGCUGUUCCCAAACCACUGUUCCUUCCAACAGUGGAUGACCUGUGGCAGUGUCCCCUCACGCUGGUCGACCUCAUCUGUUACAGCUUCCAAGUGGCCCGUGGAAUGGAGUUCCUGGCAUCGAGGAAGUGUAUCCACAGAGACCUGGCGGCCCGCAACAUCCUCCUCUCUGACAACAACGUGGUGAAGAUCUGUGACUUUGGGCUGGCGAGGGACAUCUACAAGGAUCCCGACUACGUGAGGAAGGGCAACGCUCGACUCCCACUCAAGUGGAUGGCUCCGGAGAGCAUCUUUGACAAAGUCUACACCACCCAGAGCGACGUUUGGUCCUUUGGAGUCCUGCUUUGGGAGAUCUUCUCUCUAGGUGUCUCUCCCUAUCCUGGGGUCCAGAUUAAUGAGGAAUUCUGCCAGCGAUUGAGGGAGGGUACCAGGAUGCGAGCUCCCGAGUACGCAACGGAGGAAAUCUACCGUAUUAUGUUGAACAGUUGGCAUGGGGAACCUAAAGACAGACCAAUCUUCUCAGACCUGGUGGAGAUCCUCGGAGACCUGUUGCAAGCUAAUGUCGAGCAGGAUGGGAAGGAUUAUAUCCCCCUGAAUAUGUUACAGGCCAGGGAAGGAGAGCUGGCCUUUUCUCGUUUCCAAACGUCCUUGGCUCGUGGAGAUGGCGAGAUGUCCGAAUGGAGAAUACGAUGUGACAGUAUAGGACCGCGAUACUACAACUGUCUCUCAUUGCCAGGAUGCACGGCCGAGGGACAUCAGAUGAAGUUUGCCACAAGGGUGAAAACGUUCGAAGAUAUCCCAAUGGAGCAGGCUGGGAACUCCAUGCAGAAUGACAACCAGACGGACAGUGGGAUGGUGCUGGCACCAGAGGAGCUUGAGAAGAUGGACGCUUCACAUGAACAUCAACUGGCCUUCAGGAAAGCCUCAAGUCCAGCAUCGGUGCCCAGGGCAUGCCGGCUGACCGAUGGGCAGGCUGACCGGUGCCGGCCUGGUUCGGACUGGUGCCCCGGCGUCCACAGCGGUGACUGUGGACACACCUUGCAGGCGGGCGGGGAGUGCGAGGAGCGGAGGGUCCAGUCCUCAGAAGCCGGCCUCCUGAACAUCAUCUCCCCCUUCUAGGACUCAUCCCCCAUGGAGGGGCAAACGCUGCAGGAUUCUGGCUCAAUGCAAUCCUCGGACGUCACUCCAACGAACCCCUCACUCACGCUCGGACACUGCUCUGGAUCUGCCGCGGUGGCUCCGGAUCGGAACCUCUGGAGAAUUCCAAGCCUGGCGUGGUCCAGAAUCAUCCACCAACCACCCAGAUCCACUCCACUGCCUGGAGUCUGUCAGUUCAAAACCUGUGCUGUCGAAUAUUAGCUAAAUAACCAUCCGGACUGGCCAUUAUCUCAUUGUUCAAAGACUCCUCCUGAAAGAUUCAUUCGAAUCACAUUUCUUUCUGCAUCUACUGUCUCAAAGUCGAGUCGCUUACUCGGAAUCCAUGAGUGUUUAAAAUAUGUUUUAUGAAAUAUUGAACUUUUUUUUGUGAGUGCCCCUUUGUACCAAGUUGGGGAGUGGGAUAAGUCAGUCCCUCUCGUGGAGGGGUCUGUGGUGAGAUUGUCAGUGCUUUACCAAGAGGAAUGUCUGUGUCAGUUCACCUCCUGCUGGGAAAGCUCAUGAGGGUUCCUUCCUGCAGAUCCGAUCCCUUCAGUGAUCUCCCCCUCCCUCCUCCAGACGUGCCCAGCCUCAUUGCUGUAACAGACCUGGUUCAGGAGACCUCCCUCUCCCCCAGAGUUGCUCGAUGGGUAGACUGACUUGGGUGGAAGAUCACUGGUGGGUUUGAGGGGAGGACAACUAACUCUGGCAAGUGUUAAAUCAACCUUUUGAUCACUUUUUGGAUUCAGAGGAAUUCUAAUGAUGUUACUGAUUGAGUUCGAGUUAUUCUGAUGCUUUGAAACUAAUACUGUUGUUAUUAAUUCUGGGCAGGUGCCUUGCCCAGUGGAGGUAUGUGAUACUCUGGACUAAUUAUCCACUGGUCUCUUUCCACAUCACAUUCAAUGUCGUAAAAUGAACCAAGCCAUCUUAUAUUGGGAGGGGUUAUCGAACAAAAACUAACCAUGGAGUCACCAGACAAGGUGCACGAAAAUGGCGGCCAGUGGCGCAGUGGUAGAGUUGCUGCCUCACAGCGCCAGAGACCCGGGUUCGAUCCUGACCUCAGGAACAGUCUGUACAGUUUUUAUGUUCUCAUCAUGACUGCGUGGGCUUUCUCCGGGUGCUCUGGUUUCCUCCCACACUCCAAAGACAUGUAGGUUAGUAGGUUAAUUGGUUUCUGUAACCUUUAAAUUGGCCCUAUGUGUGUAGGAUAGUGCUUGUGUAAGAGCUGAUCGCUGGGCGGCGUAGACUUAGUGGAUUGAAGGAGCUGCAUCUCCACAAAUCACCCUAUUGCCCAAAAUACUAUCCAGUGUCAAUGUCCCAUCCAAAAACCUCAUCCUCCUCAUCUCAACAUCACAUCUACCAAAACUCCAUAACUAACCUCCAGUCCCCAUUGCUCCACUCACCCCACCUCUCCCUCCGUGUGUCUCUGCGGCCCGGACUCAUUGGCCACAGUUGGUGCCUAGUUUCAUGUUCAUAAGUCAUACGAGCAGAAUUAGACAAUUCGGCCCAUCGGGUCUACUCCACCAUUCAAUCAUGGCUAAUCUAUCUGCCUUUUCCUCUCAACCCCAUUCUCCUGCCUUCUCUCCAUAACACCCAACACCCAUUCUAAUCAAGAAUAUAUCAAUCUCCGCCUUAAACAGCCUCCACAGCCUUCUGUGACAAUGAAUUACGCAGAUUCGCCACCCUCUGGCUAAAGAAAUUAAUCUCCUUUCUGAAUUCCCCCCUUCCAACCCCCCACCCCGUUCACUGCUCUGAGCUCCAUAUUAAGGCCCCUGUGAUUUAAUAAGUGAUAUCACAGUGCCUAAUGUUCUCCUUGAUCGUGGAUUUGCUGCUGACUCCUUUAAUUAUAUUUCCUGGUUGUUAUCACAUACCUUCGCCUCAAAACUGGAAAUGCAACCGGGGAGGGGCUUGUUGCCAACGGGUACACUGCAGCUAGUAAAGAUGGAGGUUUGUAAGGAGCUACAGAGGUAACAUUCACAGGCAGAGCUGCUACGUGUGACUCUCCUUCCUCUCUCUCCCUCUUCCGCAUUGUCCUCAUAGAGUCGUACAGCAUAGAAACAGACCCAACUCAGCCACGUUGAUCAACAUGAUCAAUCUAAGCUAAUCUCAUUUACCUGUGUUUGGCCCAUAUUCCACUCUAAACCUUCCCUGUCCAUGGGCCUUACAUCUUGUAUACAAUGUAAUUGUACCCACCUCUACCAUCUUAGGGGCGGCACGGUGGCGCAGCAGUAGAGUUACUGCCUUACAGUGCCAGAGACCCAGAUUCAAUCCUGACUACGGGUGUUGCCUGUAUGGAGUUUGCACGUUGUCCCCGUGACCACGUGGGUUUUCCCCGGGUGCUGCGGUUUUCUCCCAGACUCCAAAGACGGACAAGCUUGUAGGUUAAUUGGCUUUGGUAAAAAUUGUAAAUUGUCUCUAGUGUGUAGGAUAGUGCUCGUGUAAGGGGAUCGCUAGUUGGUGCGGGCCGAAGGGCUUGUUUCUGCACUGUAUCCCUAAAAAUAAAAAUAAAACACCUCCUCUGGCAGAUCGGUCCAUACACCCACCACCUUGUGUCGAAAACCUGCCGUACAUGUUGAAUCUUUCCCCACUCGCCAUAAAUCUAUGCCCUCUAGUUUUGGACUCCUCCAUCCCUGGAAAAAGGUCUGUGACCAUCCACCUUAUACAUGCCCCUCGUAAUUUUAUUUACUUCACAAAUGUUACUUCUCAGCCUCCUGCGUUCCAUGUAUCUGUCCAAAUGUCUCCUAAAUGUUGUUACUGUUCCUGCCUCAACUACUUCCUCUGGCAAGGCGAGUCACUGUGGCGGAUCUGUGUCUGUCGCCUCCGUGUUUCACAUGUUACUUGGUGUGGGGACACGCGUGUUUGAGAAUGAAUCCUGCAAAACCAUUGGCGCUGCCCCUGAUUGUUUACAGUUCCAUAAUAAUAACGGGGAAAAAUCUUUACAGAUCAUUUUAUAUGGCGGGGUGGGAGGGGGAAUGAUAUCUCACUUAUAGAAGGAAUUGCUAAAAGUUACACUAAGAGUUAUCUACAUUUAACGAUUUGCAGCAUGAUAAACGUUUUCCUGUGUGUGUGAUGUAUAUUGUACAUAGCAUAUUGUGGGCAACUGGAUAUGGGAUGUUUCCGAAGCAUGUAUAACACGGAAAUAAAAAACAUCUUUGGAUUGUGAA
Molecule: messenger RNA, 7609 nt
Organism: Amblyraja radiata (thorny skate)
Lineage: Eukaryota; Metazoa; Chordata; Chondrichthyes; Rajiformes; Rajidae
Gene: flt4
Product: fms related receptor tyrosine kinase 4
Exons: 31
Coding region: 297-4430 (1377 amino acids)
Biological process (GO): positive regulation of cell migration; angiogenesis; vascular endothelial growth factor receptor signaling pathway
Cellular component (GO): plasma membrane; signaling receptor complex
Molecular function (GO): transmembrane receptor protein tyrosine kinase activity; ATP binding; growth factor binding
Source: RefSeq, a predicted model, not a curated record